Aspergillus neoniger CBS 115656 is the source of this 405-nucleotide messenger RNA. RefSeq lists its product as uncharacterized. NCBI's taxonomy places the organism in Eukaryota, Fungi, Ascomycota, Eurotiomycetes, Eurotiales, Aspergillaceae. The record is from RefSeq and is a predicted model, not a curated record. The coding region runs from base 1 to 405 and encodes 134 amino acids. The transcript has a single exon.
AUGAAGGGUGUCGAAAGUAUCAGCGAAGAAUAUCACAAGGAAAUGGUCGAGGAAGCUAUUCUACUCUUCGUCACUGCUUUCCUCCUCCUUAUCCCUGGACUCGGCGAGAUUGCCGAUUCCGUAGAACUCACCUCUGUUGCUGCCGCACUCAGAGCUAUCGGCGCAGCCGGUGAUGCGGGAUUUGAAAUUUAUAGCGUCGUGAGUGUCAAGGAUGCGGGUGCCAGUGAAAUUUUCCUUGCUCUUCUAGGUGGCUUGGGUAUACUUGAUAUGCUUAAAGCGCCAUCCCUUUUUGCAAAGGCCGCCAAAGCGACAAGGGGAAUGGAUGCGGGGGAUAUUGCAAAGCUGGGAGAGGAAGUUAAAGGGGGGAUGGCUGAGAUCGACAAGUUGAAGCAGCUUUGCCGUUAG